Molecule: messenger RNA, 2210 nt
Organism: Cicer arietinum (chickpea)
Lineage: Eukaryota; Viridiplantae; Streptophyta; Magnoliopsida; Fabales; Fabaceae
Product: endoribonuclease YBEY, chloroplastic-like
Biological process (GO): rRNA processing
Molecular function (GO): metalloendopeptidase activity
Source: RefSeq, a predicted model, not a curated record
CUUUUAUACUAUACUACUUCCUCCAUUCCAGUGCGUCUUCUCCCGCUUAUGUUGAGAGAAACGAAAGCAACAUUGAAACGAUUCAUAGAUAGAUAGAUAGAUAAUCUCUCUCUCUCUCUCUCUCAAUUUUCACAUCAUCAUUCAUCACAACAUACAUACAUACAUACCUAUGCUUCCCCGUUUCUCUCACCUUCUCCGCCACUCUCCCACCCAUUCCAUCAUGUCACGUGCCAUCACCUGCAUCCCUCACUCCCACUUCUAUUCCCUAUCCACCAGUAACUACACCGCCGCCCUCCAUUUCCGCGGCAACUCUCCUCGCCGUAUCUCUUCUGCUCUUUUCGAUCGUACCGUCAACAACCACCACCCGCAACUGUUUCAAGGAGUCCGUGCGUCCGCUGGCGGACACAGAGAAUAUCGGAAAGUCAGAAGGAGAACACCUAGGAGCAAGCAGAAGGAGUUAGAACUCUCCGUCGACAUUUGCAUCGAAGAAGAUUUGCCUGAUGAUCCUGAAAUUUUGAGUAUUGCAGAGAUGCUUCGCUUAAAUGUUCCAAUGGCAAUGAAACUGGCAUUUGAUGGUUUAAAAGGUUCAGUGUAUAAAACAAGAGACGCUGCUAUAGAUGAUGUUGGUGGGUUUGAUAGUGUUGAGUUAUCGGUGCUUCUUUGCAAUGAUGAGUUUAUACGAAAACUUAACAAGGAAUGGAGAGAUGAAGAUCAUGCUACCGAUGUUCUCUCAAUGUCACAACAUGUACCUGGACUCAACCUUCCUAUUCUUAUGUUGGGUGAUAUUGUCAUUUCUCUUGAGACAGCAGCAAGGCAAGCCGAGGAAAGAGGCCACACUCUUCUUGAUGAGAUUCGUAUCCUCAUGGUCCAUGGUUUGUUACAUCUUUUGGGAUUUGAUCAUGAAAUAAGCGAAGAGGCUGAAGUAGAAAUGGAGAAAGAGGAGGAACUCCUUUUGAAGAGUCUUGGUUGGAAAGGAAAAGGGCUAAUAAAGAGUGCAUAUGAUGCUAUUGCUGACACAAAUUCAAAUUAUCACCAAACCAGUUCGGAUGACAGGAAGAAAGAAGGCAGUCUUAGAUUUUACAAACCAAAGUUCAGCUAUAUCUUCUGUGACAUGGAUGGAACAUUGCUGAACAGCAAAAGUCAAAUUUCUGCUUCAACUGCCAAGGCUUUGAGAGAGGCCUCAGAAAGGGGUGUGAAAAUUGUGAUAGCCACCGGAAAAGCUCGUCCAGCUGUGAUAGAUAUUUUUAAGAUGGUGGAUUUAGCCGGAAAAGAUGGCAUUGUUUCAGAGUUCUCUCCUGGGGUUUUCUUGCAGGGAUUGCUUGUUUAUGGUAGACAAGGUCGGGAAAUAUAUAGGAGCAACUUAGAUCCAAAUGUGUGUAGAGAGGCAUGUCUUUAUUCUUUGGAGAGUAAGAUUCCACUUAUUGCAUUUUGUGAAGGCCGCUGCUUAACCCUUUUUCAUGAUCCACUUGUUGAUUCACUUCAUACAAUAUACCAUGAACCGAAGGCUGAGAUCAUGCCAUCCGUUGAACAUCUUCUGGCUUCUGCAGACAUUCAGAAAAUGAUUUUCUUAGACACUGCCCAGAGUGUGGCUGAUACAUUACGGCCAUACUGGUCAGAUGCAACAAAAGGUCGGGCCACUGUUGUUCAAGCUGUGCCAGACAUGCUGGAGAUCGUACCCUUGGGAACAUCUAAAGGGAGUGGAGUAAAAGUUUUGCUUGAUCAUUUGGGGGUUACUACUAAGGAGAUAAUGGCUAUUGGUGACGGGGAAAAUGAUGUAGAGAUGCUUGAGAUGGCUUCUUUAGGCAUAGCACUCAGUAAUGGAUCAGAGAAGACCAAAGCUGUGGCUAACGUAAUUGGUUUAAGCAACGACGAAGAUGGUGUAGCCGACGCCAUCUAUCGGUAUGCAUUCUGAGCAUCUAAAGGCUACUACAAUCAUUGCAUCCCCUUCAUAUAGGGGUUUAAGCUAAUACCCCUGAUUAUUUUUUGGCUUCCAUUUUUUUCCUUCACAAGAUUAAAGAUGAAGAAAUAUAUCAUGUCAUUUAUACUAGUCAUUAAAAUGAGUAACUAAUUCUUCUUUCAUUAAGGUUACAUUGGUUUCAUGUCGAAAGGCAUGGCCACUUUGCUUCCCCGUUUGCUAUACAACUAUUUUUGGAAUCAGAAAUUAAAAACCCUUUACCAACACAGGUAAACAAACAUACCAUUGAUCUUAA